UUUAUAUCCCCCUUUUUUUUUAGGGCUUCUUUCUUUAACAUAUAUCAAAUGGAAGAGCUUAUUCCCAUAUUUGUUAAAAUCGGUCUAUCCGAACAAAAGGCUAAAGACACAGCUAAAAACAAAAAAUUAGCGCCUACUUUGGAAGCAGUUAUUAAUGAAGCUGGCGUACGUGAAUCAGGAUGUAACAAGGAUACUGGCAUCCUUUUAUAUAAUUUGGCAUCUACAGUUACCAAAGACGCCCUGCCACAUCUUGCUUUUAUUGUUGGUAAAGUGAUGAACGGAGAUUUGAAGACAACAGAUCAAAUUCAAGCUGCCAUCAAGUUUUGUGAAGAAGGCUUUAAAGAAGAAGAAUUUGAUACUGCGACUGGUGUUGGUGUUGUCGUGACUCCCGAGGAAAUUAAACAGGCCAUCAGUCAAUACAUUGAAGCUAACAAGGAUAAUAUCGUCAGCAAUCGAUACAAGACAUUGGGUCCUACAUUGGCCAACGCCAGACGCAUUCAAUCUCUUCGUUGGGCCGACGGAGGCAAGAUCAAAGACGAAGUUGAAGCACAAUACCUUGCUUUAUUAGGACCCAAGGAUGAACGUGACGCACCCCAAAAGAAAAAGAAGGAAGCCAAACCUGCUGCUGAAUCCAAAAAAACUGAAAAAGUAGAGGAAAAGAAGGCUGAUUUGAGUAGAAUAUUUUUUGAAGGUGAACUUGGAAAAUUGCACAAGCCUGGAGGCAACAAACAGAUCAAACCAGAAUUAAUGGAAGAACACUUAAAGACAACAGGAGGAAAGGUGGUUACCCGUUUUCCACCUGAACCAAACGGUUAUCUCCAUAUUGGUCAUGCAAAGGCUAUCAAUGUCAACUUUGGUUACGCAAAAGCCCAUAAUGGUAUUUGCUAUCUUCGUUAUGAUGACACCAAUCCCGAGGCAGAAGAAGAAAAAUAUUUUGUUUCUAUUUUGGAAACCGUGAGAUGGCUCGGAUUUGAACCUUACAAGAUUACGUAUUCUAGUGAUUACUUCCAAGAGCUCUUUGACUUGGCUGUGAGAUUGAUCAAGAAGGGAUUGGCUUAUACCUGUCAGUGUACACCUGAAGAAAUCAAUGCCUGCAGAGGAGGUAAAGAUCAUGGUGAACGUAGAGCUUGUGUACAUCGUGAGAGGCCCGUAGAAGAAACAUUGGAUCAAUUUAUGAAGAUGAAGGAAGGUCGUUACAAGGAAGGAGAAAUCACGCUUCGUAUGAAGAUGGACUUGACAAAUGGCAAUCCUCAGUUCUGGGACUUGAUCGCUUACCGUGUCAUGUACACUCCUCACUAUCGCACACACGAUAAAUGGUGUAUCUACCCUACUUAUGACUUCACUCACUGUCUCGUCGAUUCAUUUGAAAACAUUACACACUCACUCUGUACAACCGAAUUCAGACAGUCCCGUGAAAGUUACUACUGGUUAGUAGACGCUGUUGAAGUAUAUAAGCCUGUCCAAUGGGAAUAUGGUCGUCUGAACGUCGCUGGUACUAUCAUGUCUAAGCGAAAGAUUUUGAAGAUGGUCAAUAAUGGAUAUGUCAGUGAUUGGGAUGACCCUAGGCUCUAUACUUUGGUCGGUAUUCGCCGACGUGGUGUGCCUCCUGAGGCCAUCAAUAACUUUGUACUCGAGUUGGGUGUCACAACCAGUUUGACUACCAUCGAUAUCGCACGCUUUGAUAACAAGGUUCGUGAAUAUCUUGACCGAACUGCGCCUCGUUUGAUGGCCAUUCAAGAUCCCGUCCGAGUCGUGUUGAAGAACUUGCCUGAUGACUUUGUUGAAGAAGUAGUUGUUCCCAAUAAGCCUAGAGAUCCUGCCAUGGGUGAACACAAGGUUCCAUUUGCCAAGGUUGUUUAUAUUGACCGUUCCGAUUUCCGUGAAGAAGAUGCCAAGGGUUACUUCCGUCUCGCACCCGGUAAAUCCGUUGGUCUGUUAUACGCCAAGCGACCCAUUCACUGUGUUGGCUAUAAGAAGGACGCUGACGGUAAAGUUACUGAAAUAGAAUGUGUUUAUGAAAACGAAGGCGAAUUUAAGAAGCCCAAGACCUAUAUUCAUUGGGUUGCCGAGUCACCUCAACACAACUCACCCGUUAAGAUUGAUGAACUCCGUAUCUACGAAAGACUAUUUAAGCAUGAUAACCCUGAUAGUACUGAAGGCGGUUAUUUAAAUGAUAUCAAUGAACACUCAUUAGACAUCGUAAAGGGGGCUAUUGCCGAAGUGGGUAUCUAUGAUCACAUUGCAGAUUGGGUCAAGAAGACAGGAGGCAAAGAUAAAGAAAGCAUGCGUUGGCAAUUCACACGCACAGGAUAUUUCUGUUUAGAUAAAGAUACUGAGUUAGAUGCAGAAUUAAUUUGCGCAGGCAAAGUCAAAGAAGGAUUGAGCAAGAUUAUUGUUAAUCGCACUGUUUCGCUCAAAGAAGAUUCUGAAAAACAAUAAAAAAUGAAGUUUUAUUAUAUGAAUAACACAAUC
Molecule: messenger RNA, 2472 nt
Organism: Rhizopus microsporus ATCC 52813
Lineage: Eukaryota; Fungi; Mucoromycota; Mucoromycetes; Mucorales; Rhizopodaceae
Product: glutaminyl-tRNA synthetase
Exons: 3
Coding region: 49-2439 (796 amino acids)
Biological process (GO): translation; glutaminyl-tRNA aminoacylation
Cellular component (GO): cytoplasm; cytosol
Molecular function (GO): ATP binding; glutamine-tRNA ligase activity
Source: RefSeq, a predicted model, not a curated record